CGCGAUCGCGACGGACGUCGCGUCGUCGCGGGCUCCUGAAACGCAGUUACCGCGAACCGCUGCUCGGCGAAAAAAGUGCGUGCGCGCGUGCCGCUCCGCGAUUGAAGAUGCUAGUCGGGCCGUGCGCCGCCGUCGGCCCGGGAGUCAUCGUCGUCGCGUUGCUCCGAUGAGAGGACGUGAGACAGAUUGGAAGCGCAGUUGUCCGCGGAUGCAGCAGUCAACAUGGACUCCCACGUCGGUCUCGACUACAUCGUAGAUAAUCCUGAUUAUUGCGUCAAGCUCGCCUCAGCACUGGACACGGCAUGCCCGUCCGUGAAGAAGCAAGUCGUGGAGUUGCUGUCGGCGCUCUGCGUCUACAGUCAGGAUGGCAGGCAGAGGGCCAUCGAUACUCUUCACACCUACCAGGAACGGAAGGGCGAGCGUUAUCGAUUGCGAGUCGUGGUCGACGAGCUGCAGAAAGCGACAGCCGAGGAUUACCAGACCGCGCUGCUGGCGUUCAUAAAUUGUUUGGUCAUCUCGACGCCGGUGCUCAAGGAUCGCAUACGUAUUCGCAACGAGUUCAUCGGACUCAAGCUCCUGCCGAUCCUGAACGAGCUGCGGAAGAGCCACGCGCCGGACGUGCGGGUGCAGCUGGACGUCUUCGACGAUCAACGGGAGACCGACGAGGAGCUCACUAAUCACGGCCCGCCCGGGAUCGACCUCUCGUCUCACGUGGACGUCUUCUACGCCAUCCUCGGUCAGGUCGCAGAUACUCCACAGGAGAUACCAUUCCUGAGUGUCCUGCAGCAUCUGCUGCGGCUCGACCCAAAAGACGCCGCCAGUGAUCUGGCAUGGGACACCGCGGAGACUCUGGUGCAUCGCGCCACAUUGCUGGAGAGCCGCGAGGACGCAACCAAGCUGCUGAGGUCGCCUAGUCUUCAGGCGAACCUAUGCUGUCAUUGUCGCGGCACCGACCAGACGUGCGGACCGUCGCGGAAAGCUUCGUUGCCAGCGAAUAACCCGACACCACCUUUGCCGCCGCCGCCUCCACCUCCGGUCCCGGUGGCACCGACCCCGCCGGCGCCGCCGAGCGGCGGCUUUGUCUUGCCGCCACCGCCUCCGCCGCCGCUCUUCGCCAGCGUCACCACCGCUGAUGCUGCAAUGGAGCCUCCGAUGCCGCCACCUCUGCGUGUGCCCCCUGUCGCACGCGCACCUACCUCCGAGCCUCCCAGCAAUCACGCCAGGCUGCUGCCGCAGCAGGAGAUUCCCACCCCCAAGACGAAGAUGAAGACCAUCAACUGGAACAAGAUACCGAAUCACAAGGUGAUCGGCAAACGGAACAUCUGGUCCUUGGUGGCGAACGAGCAUCAGAAUUCUCCGAUGGCAGACUUGGACUGGGCCGAGAUGGAGGGCCUGUUCUGCCAGCAAGCACCGCCGAUGAUACCACCGGCGACCUACGCCUCCUCGUACGGCAUCGGCGUCGACGCGGAGCGGCGUCGUCGAGAACCAACGGAGAUUGCGUUACUCGAUGGGAAAAGAAGCUUGAACGUGAACAUCUUCCUAAAGCAAUUUCGAAGUUCAAACGAGGAUAUAAUCCAAUUGAUCAAAGACGGCGGCCACGACGACAUCGGUGCGGAGAAGCUACGCGGUCUCCUGAAGAUCCUGCCGGAAGUGGACGAGCUCGAGAUGCUGAAGAGCUUCGACGGUGACAAGUCGAAGCUCGGUAACGCCGAGAAGUUCUUCCUGCAGCUCAUUCAAGUACCAAAUUACAAGCUGCGCAUCGAGUGCAUGUUGCUGAAGGAGGAAUUCGCCGCGAACAUGAGUUAUCUGGAGCCGAGCAUCAACUCGAUGAUUCUCGCCGGCGAAGACCUCAUGACGAACAAACCUUUGCAGGAAGUGUUGUACAUGGUUUUGGUCGCCGGAAACUUUCUCAAUUCUGGCGGUUACGCUGGUAAUGCAGCGGGCGUGAAGCUUUCCUCAUUACAGAAGCUCACUGAGAUUCGCGCGAACAAGCCAGGGAUGAACUUGAUACAUUACGUGGCAUUGCAAGCCGAGAGAAAGCGCAAGGACUUGUUAAAUUUUGCGAAGAAUAUGACUGCCUUAGAAGCGGCGACAAAAACGACGAUCGAACAAUUAACCAACGAAUUCAAUAGUUUGGAUACGAAGAUCAAGAAAAUCAAGGGUCAGAUUCAGCUCUCUUCGACUGAAAGCGAUAUCCAGGAACAGAUGGCACAGUUUCUUCAGAUGGCCGAACAAGAAAUGGCACAGUUGAAGAGAGACAUGGAAGAACUCGAGGGAGUGAGACGAUCGCUCGCGGAAUUCUUCUGCGAAGACACGAACGCGUUCAAGAUCGAGGAGUGCUUCAAGGUAUUUCAUCAAUUCUGUCAGAAGUUCAACCAAGCUGUUGCAGAGAAUGAGAGACGGCGUAUUCAAGAGGAGCAAGUUCUGGCACGUCGCAAGCAACGGGAGGAGCAAUUGCUGGCGAGAAAACGACUGCUAAACAAUCAAGCGGAGACACCGGGCUCGGAAUCGGAAUGCAACUUGAUGGACUAUGGACUUUUCGAUCUCCAUACCGGUUUACCUCAGAGAGCUUACAGCCGUGGCGAGGCCAAGAUGAAGAGAUUGCAGAAUGGCGGCGUCACGUCGGACGAGGACGUCUCCGUCACAGGAUCGCCGAGCAUCCGACGUCGUUUAGGAUCCUGCUCCGGCGGUCCCGACCAACAAUCUACCAAAGAAGAUACAUACUCGCCAGAUAUCACGCCUAACGGCACACUUCGCCGACGCAGGAGCAGAAUACCCUGCGAGGAUGACGACGGAAAUUUGAUGGACUUUUUGCGCACCUCCGGCCAGGAUAACACUCGGGAAAGGAAGUCGUGGGGAAGUUUAGAUCGAUCGUGGGCCCGAAGAGCUCGCGGACAGUCACGAAGGGGAGAUCUUCUGAACGCCGAUUUUUCAGGCGACCGGGAACGACCGAGCUCGCCGUCUCCUCUCGCGGAGAGCAAGCCGUUCCUACAAGAGGAGGAAGCUAAGCCGACUGGGAAAGCAUGGCGGCAAAAGAUCGAGGCGUGGCUAUCGGAGAACGAGAAGGAGGAUCGCGCGGGCGAGCAGCUUCAGAGAAAAGCAAAGCAGCUGCACCAGGCGAACCGUCGGUCCUUCGAAGACUCAGAAAGCGAAGGCAAGAGCUGCACGACAAAUGCUUUGGCGGAAGAUCAAUCCAUGCACGGAGGAUUCUCCGAAGUUUACGACUGGCGGCCGUCAGUCGAGAAGACCGACGUGAUGCGCACGAUGGAGGCCAUUGAAGAAGCCCAACCGCUCUCGUCCCAGGACAAGUCGCCCUGGCGAAAGUCGAGCUUAAACGUACCAAAUAGUAUGGAAGAGACUGAUCCACGUUAUUCCCGUAGACUUAGGUCCAGGCUCAGCACAGAGAACACUCUCGUCCCAAGCACACUGCAGGCUAUCAGAGAGGAGGACAGAAAAAAGAACAAAAUUACCGACACAAUCAAUUCGGACACGCAGGACGAGCUGACGAUCUACCUCCGGCAACCUUACACUGGGUCGCAAGCACCAGCGACGCGGCGCUUCUCGAAGCUCAGCAAGAAGGCCACCGAAGAGGAGAGAAUCAGCGACAAGAUUGAAAUCGAUUCGGACAACAUCGAGACACCGCCGGCGACCAGACGGCUGUUCAGUCCGCCGAAGGAGGUGAAGCCCGUGGAGAAGGAGCCCUGCAAGAGGGAACGUUGCAACAGUUCCCUCCAGAUUCGAGAAACGAAGACUGCCAUUUUAAAACCCGUCAGUUCCACCACGGAUCUCGGAACCGGCAACUUUGACAGAUAUUCAGCGACGCGGCGAACCCGCAGAUACAAGAAGACCCAGGAUUCCGGUGACAAAGACAAGUCGGACGCGUCUAGUCCCGAGCUGGUCUACGACGAGAAGCCGGCGCAGCGACCCAACACUCUGGCUCUGAGUGAUGUCGAAGUGAACAAAGCGAAUAAGGAGGAGGAGGAAGAAGAAGAGGAGGAAGACGUUAUGCUGCGCGUCUGGCAAGAUAAGCUGAAGCGACGCGGCGACGUGUCGUCGACGUCGUGCGACAUCGACGCCGCGCUGGCGGAGAUCGCGCGCUCCGGCGAGGACCUUCAGCGUCUGUCGCGCUCGGCCGCCGGCCACAGAAGCUCGCGGCUGCCGGUUAGCCAGCCGCCGCCACCGGUGGUGGCGGUGACGAACACCGUCCUGAGCCCAGUCAUGCAAGAAUCGCGACCCCGCGAACCGGUCGCGGUGCUCGCUGAGCGAGCGGUGACGAGUCGCGAGCGUCAUCGCAGCAUGAUCGACCCGAGUCAGGUAAAGGAGGCGGUUCGCCUAACCAACAGCCCUCCAGUCGUCCAGGUAAACCAGCAGCCGGAUUCCAGGACUUUCCAAAGAAACGGAAACUCUCCGCAGGAUCAGCCGCGACCGCGGGAUAACGCUCCGGUUGGAGUUGCGGAUGAGGAGGGGCACACGAAUCUGUCAAGCAACUUGAAGAGCAGCCACCUCGAGCCUGAGAAGAAUAUAGUCGUUCUCCAAGCGGACAAGGACGAUUCUCGCGAUCGGGUGCUCAUGACGCGACAAAACUCCGUAUUCCGCGGCUCCAGGUAUAUCCCAGACAUAAGCGUCACGUCCUCACCACCGUCAUGCGGUAAGGGCAAGGAGCAGGAGUUGAACGACGAAGGCUUCGAGGAGACUCAGAGCCUCGUGUCGGAGACUCUGAGCCAGGAGACGUCCUCUGGCAACUAUGAGACCGACACGCACGACUCGACGCGGUGCUCACCGGCUGAACUAGGUUACAGCGGUGAAAAACGUCGCCGUCGCGAUGACGACGACGUCCUGGAUGGCCGGCGACGCUCGUCCGUCGACAAGCUGCUGAAACCGCGAGCGGACAAGGUAUACGACAAGAGGGAGAGCGCGUCGCGCAGCAGGAACGUCCCGGAGAAGUCCAGCUUCCUGCCGAAACGCACGACGACCGGUACGAAGCGCGAGACCACGUUGAGGAAGACCGAGUCCCUGAAAAGGACCGUGAACACCGUCCCGAGCAAGCCGGCGUCCCGGAACGAGGUGGAGCGUUCGGGCUCUCGCAGUAGCCUGCGCAGCUCGCGGAGCUCCCUGAACAGCGCAACGUCCGUGAACACUGUGCGCAAUUUGGCACCCAGUCAACACGCACACUUACGCAAUUACACCUCAGCCAUCUGCGCGCUCACCAACGACCUGAGGAAGAGCCCGUCGAACAGUCCGUUGCCGCCGAAGGACGCUGACAAGAGGCGACCGGGUCAGCCGCGAACCGGAGUCAGCAGGAUACCCGCCAGCAGGAGCAGCAGCAGCGGUAGUAGUGUCGGCCCGGCGGCGAGAAGCAUGCGGAAGACACCAACGGUGCUGCCCGAGAUGUCAAAAGUCACGAAGGGUCGGCCGAUCUCAUCGCGCAGCAGCAGCAGCGGCAGCAGCGUCGGUCAACAACCCAUUGUGAGCGGUCGAUCCGCUGGCGAUAAGGCAUCCGCCACGAAGAGCAGGCUGGUGCAACCGCGAGCUGGCACCAAGAGUCACAGUUUUAUGCGGCCUACGGCUGCCAGCGUCAACAAGGGUUCCAUACCGAACCUGCCCAAGAGCAUCAAAGCUAUGGUCAAGUGAUAAUCUCUUCUCGAUCAGAGCAGAAGAAGCAUUAUUUCGUUGUCCAUCGCAACGCCGUCGAGGAUCCCGAGUAGAUUCGGUUUAACAAUCACGUGCAACAGAUAACGAGUGUCGCCACGUUCGCGCAGAAUCGAGGGGUCUCUCGACGGGCGCAGCCGAUUUCAAAAUCAUAAAAGUUGUCACGUUGUCGCGAGGGUGACGUAGCCCGCGGAAUUAGGUGACAAAUUACCAAUAUCUUCGCUUAGUACGCCGUCUCUCGCAUCGUCGAGAGACAAAAUAAGUAGAGACUAUACUCCUCCUCUGAUACGCGCACUAUCGUCACAUAUAUGCACACACGCAUACACACACCCCGAGCACACGCGCACCAAACAAUGCAAGUUCUCAGACCAAGAGAAAGUAAUAAUCAAAUAAUCAAGUCUAUUCGCAGCUUUACGCGACACCCACGUUGUGACCAAGGAAACCUGAAGGAGCGCCCCCGAUCUUUACAUUUCGCGCCAACCAAAUUCCGGGGGUCGGCCUCCUUUCAGUACCCUAGAGUAUAUAUAUAUAUAUAUAUAUAUAUAUAUAUAUAUAUAUAUAUAUAUAUAUAUAUAUAUAUAUAUAUUUAAAGUAUACUGUGUAACAUAUUCGACUAAUGUGCAUGUACAAUAUACGUAUUAUGUAAUUCUUACCGGUUAACACGAAGAUAAUUGUAUUGUAGGAUAUACGUCUGAUACAAUAAAUUAACAAAUCACUUAA
Messenger RNA from Odontomachus brunneus, 6369 nucleotides. RefSeq lists its product as uncharacterized. The coding region runs from base 223 to 5631 and encodes 1802 amino acids. Gene Ontology annotation, molecular function: actin binding. Gene Ontology annotation, biological process: cellular component organization. The record is from RefSeq and is a predicted model, not a curated record. Lineage: Eukaryota; Metazoa; Arthropoda; Insecta; Hymenoptera; Formicidae. The transcript is spliced from 27 exons.